AGUUCAUGUGUAAAAGAAAAUGUUUAUGCAGGUGAAGAAUGGAGACAAAUGUCAUUGUCCUUAAUGCUUGUUGAUGAGACUGUGGGAGAAAUUUUACAGGCAAGUCGAUUUACUAGAGAAAUAGUUUCAGCUGUGAGUAAGAAAAGUGGCAGCAAGGCCCCACAAACUCCACUGUCCCAACUGUCAAAUAAGAAAGCUGACCCUGAAAACACAGAGCUCCAUGAUAGAAGGAAAAAAGAGAAACAAACAAAAGUAGUUUCUGAUUCCCCACAACCUCUGCGAGCUCGUUCUAGGAUCGACUUUAAGGUUUCUCCUCCAAAAGCUGCAGAGUUUCAGAAACAGAAUGAUGUUAAGUGUUUAAAGGUAUCUACCAAGAAUAGACCUUUGUUCUUCUCUACACAUUUUUCAAGGCAACAACAGUUUUGCAAGACAAAGUCUCCUGUCAUAUCAAGAAACAUGGGAGCACAACACAAGUGUUUGAUGAAGUGCCCGGCUGAAAAAGCUUCCCAAUUUCAAGGCAAAGUUAAAAACCCAUCAACUUUUUCUAUUUCCUCUUCGCUUGCGAGACCUGCCACUACGAAUUUGAGUUUAAGCAAGAAGAGUUCUCCAAAGAGAUGGUUUCGAUCUUUCUCUCCUUCUAGAGUCGCGGCGAGAUUAUUAGCUUCCUCGCCAUUAAGGAGUAAGAAAACUGAGAAAAAAAAUGACGGGGUAGUGAAUUUGAGAAAGAGUUCUUCAAAGGGAUCACUUACAUCAAAACUAUGUCGAUCUUUCUCUCCUUCAAGAUUGGCAACCAGAUUUGUUUCACCGUUGAAGAGCAGGAAAAAUGCACAGCAAAGUGAGGGAAUACUAAAUGGAGUGAAACAACGACCGGCAGCAACUGUGAAAUUCCCUCCUCCAAAAAUUUGA
Molecule: messenger RNA, 906 nt
Organism: Vigna umbellata (rice bean)
Lineage: Eukaryota; Viridiplantae; Streptophyta; Magnoliopsida; Fabales; Fabaceae
Product: microtubule-binding protein TANGLED
Biological process (GO): regulation of phragmoplast microtubule organization; cytokinesis by cell plate formation
Cellular component (GO): microtubule associated complex; preprophase band
Molecular function (GO): microtubule binding
Source: RefSeq, a predicted model, not a curated record